AACAAAACGGGGGAAAAAAUUUAAAAAAGUGACGAAAAAAUGAAUUUUGAAAAUAAAUUCAAGGGUAAAGUAGAGGAAGGAUUUUUGUCAGAUAAGCAUACAACUCAGGAGGAAUUUGAAAAUUUUAUGCAUCGCGUCACUGAUGUGGAAAAAAUUGUUAAAAAAUUAGCGUCAUCUGAUUUAAAUGAGCAAAAUGAGGGUAAAUUAUUAGCUGAUGAAAUUUUAGAAGGAAAUCUAAUUGAUAAGGAAUUAAUAAAUGACAAUUGUGAGAUUCAAGUAAAAACAAAUCGUACAUUAAUAAACAAAUAUUCCACUGAUGGGGACAAUUCAAAAGGUAUGGACAAAACAGAGAAAUUUAUGAAAAAUGUUGAAUGGGACGCAAAACAACGUGCCAAUGAUAGAAAAAUGCAUAAUGAACGUGCCGAAACAUAUAAAAUAAUUGGCAAUGGUGCAUUUAAAGAAAAAAAUUAUGAAAAAGCAUUAACAUAUUAUUCACGUGCCAUUGAAUAUCGUAAGGAUUCAACUAUUCUUUGGAAUAAUCGUGCAUUGACUUAUAUAAAAUUGCAAAAAUAUAAAAAAGCCAUAAAAGAUUGUGAAUGGGUUUUAAAAAUUAACCAAUCCAAUAUUAAGGCACUUUUAAAUUUAGCCAAAUGUCAUGCACAAUUUAAUAAUCAAGAAAAAUGUCAAGAAUACAUUAACUUGGCAAAAGAUCGAAAUUCACAAUUUAUUAAUUAUAUAAAUGAUUUUGAGAGAGAAUUAAAAAUUGGAAGAAAAUCUGAGAAAUCAAAGUAGAAAUCAAAAAAUAAGGAGAAUGAGCUUCCAGGAAAUAGAUAUACAACUUAUUGAAACAGUAUUAUGAAUUCUUUUUUUAUUUACAAAGUAGGUAUUCAA
Leptopilina boulardi is the source of this 891-nucleotide messenger RNA. Its product is annotated as tetratricopeptide repeat protein 12-like. The record is from RefSeq and is a predicted model, not a curated record. Bases 40 to 792 code for a protein of 250 amino acids. Lineage: Eukaryota; Metazoa; Arthropoda; Insecta; Hymenoptera; Figitidae. Gene Ontology annotation, molecular function: protein binding. The transcript has 4 exons.